AUGGCCAACCUGAAGCAUCUGGAAACCACGGCAGAGGAAGUGCUGCGGAAACUGAAGAACCAACUGCUCCUGUCCAAGUGGGGAGACGCUUACCUCAUUUUCUCCCUCAUUGUCCUGGGCAUUCUAUUGCUCCUGCUGCUGAUUUCCAUCAAGUGCUGCUGCUGCUGCUGCUGCUGCCGCCGCCGCCACCACCUACCCUCCAGAUCCCAGAUAACAAGUGCCAAUCAGAACUCCACGGGACUGAGUAGCAUGGCUCUGGAACCAUGA
Pipistrellus nathusii (Nathusius's pipistrelle) is the source of this 267-nucleotide messenger RNA. The record is from the annotation of a GenBank genome assembly. NCBI's taxonomy places the organism in Eukaryota, Metazoa, Chordata, Mammalia, Chiroptera, Vespertilionidae.